AUGUCAACCACUACCAACACCUCAAACCAAUCCCACGCCAUCGAUCCCGCCACAACCUCCAACCUCCCACCAAAAGUCCAAGCAACCCUGCCCGAAAGUGUCGAAGAUGCCCUCCCCAACAACAUCCACGAUACCGGCAACCCAGACAAAUACUCCCACGACAAAGGCCACAGUAUAGUCCCCGAGCGAGUGGCCCAGAGCUUACAGACGAAGGUGGAGGAGGUGGUGCCGGAUGCGAUCCAUGAUACGAGUGGGAAGAAGAGUGGACAGGCUGCGCGGGAGCAGGCUGGGAGGGUAGGGGAGGAUGGGAGAGUGCAUUUGGGGACGUGA
This is a messenger RNA of Fulvia fulva, 330 nucleotides long. RefSeq lists its product as uncharacterized. The record is from RefSeq and is a predicted model, not a curated record. Bases 1 to 330 code for a protein of 109 amino acids. NCBI's taxonomy places the organism in Eukaryota, Fungi, Ascomycota, Dothideomycetes, Mycosphaerellales, Mycosphaerellaceae. The transcript has 2 exons.